GCAUUUUUCAAUUCCAAAUCGCAUUCGAAAUAUAUUAUUCAGUUUUGUGGUUUCGUGCGCCAAACACAGCUUUUAAUUCGCUCAGUGAAAUAGAGAGCAACAGGAUCGACGAUAGCGACAAAAUCUUUUCAUUGAGAUCCAUAACAUAAUAGACGUGAAUCGUUUUACAUUUAGACGGCUUGCAUUUGUUUUGUGUGCUUUUCUGCUCUCGGUUUGCAUCGAUAGAUUAGACAGAUCCAGUUGGUUUGGAGUUUGUGUGUAAAACCACUAUUUCGCGGUUGGUGUUUCAAAGUUUUAACCAUAAUCUGUGCGGUCGAUAGAUUUGUACACACACACACACGCAAACACAUAGAAGACGGGAUCACUGAAUAGCACAUACAUCGUGGAGCUACGACUCUUUCAUUUUCUCCAAUUCGUCUUUUAUCGCGUUCUCAAUUUUCAUAGUCUAAUUCGAACGCGCGGUUUGUAAAUUGAUUCGUCUUUUAUUGAAGCGAAAACGAUUCAACGAUUAAGAUCAGUCCAUAUUUGUGAGCAACAUUAUCAACAUGGGUGACGAUUGGGCAAUUCGGAUGUUACAAAAUGGCACUAAUUGUACUCCACCUGCAAUAGAUGAUUUUCCGGCCGAUUUGUUUACACGAGAGCAACGGCAAGCGGGUGCUGUCGUUGUUCACAUUACAGUUAGUCUAUAUUUAUUUUUAGCUCUUGCCGUAGUAUGUGAUAAAUAUUUUGUACCGGCAGUGGAAAGAAUAAGUCAAGCGCUGAAUAUGUCUAGCGAUAUUUGCGGUGCCACGUUUAUGGCUGGUGCAACGAGUAGUCCGGAAUUGUUUGUGAAUGUUAUUGGAACGUUCAUUACAGAAGGUGACAUUGGCAUCGGCACGAUUGUUGGUUCAGCAGUAUUCAAUAUCCUUGCGGUUGCUGCUUGCUGUGGCAUUGGCGCUGGAAUGGAUAUUCCAUUAGAUUGGUGGCCACUGACAAGAGAUUGUUUAGCAUAUGGAUUUACAGUAGCUGUUUUAAUCUGUAUUAUUCAUGAUGAGCGUGUUGAAUGGUAUGAGGCAUUGAUAUUGGUUGUAUUGUACAUCGUAUAUAUCGGUGUUAUGUAUUUCGAUAAAACGAUUCAAAAAUGGGCCAAAGGUGGUGUUCGGCAUGCACAAGCACGACGCUCACAACGUGGAAGUUUAGCAUCGAAAUCAAGUCGUGACGGAGACGAGAAAAUUCGCCCGUUGAGUGUUGAUCACUUUAAUCAAAAUGGAAAUGUAAAAAGCAUCAGUCACAUCGAUGCUGAUGUAAAUGCAGGAAAUGAAAACGAUGACAAUGAACAGAAAGCCAUACAAAGCAUAGCCGAAACGGUGAAUGAAAAAAUGUCGCUGGAAAAAUCGGAUAUUGAAUUGGCAGUGCGUCAAUCAAAGCCAACGGAGAAAAAAGAUGCGAUUGUUGUAAAAGAAAAAUCCGAUGACGAAAACGACGAAAAAGAUGAACGACUUUAUUUGUUCCGUUAUCCAAAGCAUAAGCGCAUCUGGAAACAAGCAUUCUGGAUCAUAAUCUGGCCCGUUGAAUUGAUUUUCUUCCUUACAAUACCGAAUUGUGAGAAAAAACGUUUCCAAAAUUUAUUUCCACUCACAUUUCUUAUGUGCAUCGUUUGGAUUGGUUCACUUUCCUAUUUGGUCGCCUGGAUGAUUACAAUUGUUGGUGAUACAUUGAAUAUCCCGGACUCUGUAAUGGGUAUCACAUUUUUGGCAGCUGGCACAAGUGUUCCCGAAGCCGUUUCCAGUGUUAUUGUAGCAAAACAAGGACACGGAUCGAUGGGAAUAAGCAAUAGCAUUGGAUCGAAUACUUUUGAUAUUUUACUGUGCUUGGGAUUACCGUGGUUGAUAAAAGCAUCAUUUUUACCAAUUUCACCGGGUAAACAUUGGGUUGGCAUCAAUUCACAUGGUUUGGAGUAUUCGGCGAUAUCUUUGCUGUCGACCCUGUUGUUGCUGUACAUCGCAUUUUCACUUAAUAAAUUUAAAUUGGAUCGAAAGUUGGGCAACACUUGUUUGCUGAUGUACGCUGUUUUCCUAACUUUAGCAACUCUCAUCGAGCUUAAUGUAUUCUUUAGAGUAAAUUUGCCCGCCUGUGUGAAAAGUUCAUAAACAUUUUCUAUAUUAAUGAAACGGUUUCAUUGAAACCGAAAAAAAGAGCAAUCACAUUUUUUUUUGGAACAAACACAACGUAAUCUAAUACGAUUAAGUAAAAUAAAAUAAAAGUGCAUUCCAUUUCAAGAGUUUUAAUAAGCAAAAGAUCAAUCAAUGGGAGAUGAUCAUGAAUAAAUUGAGGCAAAAUAACAAAAGAAACAAAACAAAUUCAAUCAGUAUUCGUUCGAUGGUUACCUUUUCUCUCUCUAUACUAUCUCUCUCUCUUUCUUUCUCGCUAUUGUCAUUGUUUUGUAAACAUAUCGAGGAAAAUUUCUAGAAAUUUAUUAAGUAACUAUUACUAAAUAAAAUAAACAGUUUAACAACA
Molecule: messenger RNA, 2496 nt
Organism: Contarinia nasturtii (swede midge)
Lineage: Eukaryota; Metazoa; Arthropoda; Insecta; Diptera; Cecidomyiidae
Product: sodium/potassium/calcium exchanger 4-like
Exons: 8
Coding region: 546-2129 (527 amino acids)
Biological process (GO): calcium ion transmembrane transport; intracellular calcium ion homeostasis
Cellular component (GO): membrane
Molecular function (GO): calcium, potassium:sodium antiporter activity; calcium channel activity
Source: RefSeq, a predicted model, not a curated record